AUGUGCGGACGAUUUGCAAACGCGCAGCCCAUUCCGCAAUACCGCGCCGCCGUGCGCGAACAGCUCCCUGACCGACGCGAUCCUACACCCGCCCCGGACGCCGACGACUACACUCCUUCCCACAAUGUCGCGCCGCAAACCAGAUGUCCUGUAGUACGUAGGGAGCUCUCUUGGGAGCGCGAGCGUCGUCUGCGCAAAACGACCAAUCCGACGCCGCAAGAUCGCCAGUUCCAGAUGAUCAUCCAGACCAUGAAGUGGGGCCUCAUCCCGCGCUUCCACAAGACGCCCCCGAGCUACGGCGAGGCGUACAAGACGAUCAAUGCACGCGACGAUACCAUCCUCUCGCCUCAGCGCUCCAUGUGGCAUUCUCUGUUGCCAGCUCAGCGCUGCGUCGUCUUUGUUCAGGGCUUCUUCGAAUGGCAGAAACGCGGCGCCGAGGGAGACAAGGUCGAGCGCAUUCCACACUUUGUAGGCAUGACCGAGCCUGGUCUUGGGCGUGCCGACAAGCUCGGUCACGAAAAGCGCCUCAUGCCUCUCGCUGGUCUUUGGGAACGAGUCCGAUUCGAGGGCGAAGAUAAGCCGCUCUACACGUUCACCAUCGUGACGACGGCGAGCAACGACCAGCUGGGCUUCUUGCACGACCGCAUGCCGGUCAUCCUACCCACGAAAGAGGCGAUCGCGACGUGGCUCGGCUUGGGUGCGGAAUCCAAGUCCGAUGCGCAGGUCAAAGACGGGAUGAAUGUGGACGACUCUUGGAGCACGGAGGUAGCCAAGCUGUUGCGGCCAUUGCAGGGAGAGCUGGAGUGCUACAAGGUGCCCAAGGAGGUUGGCAAAGUCGGCAAUAGCGACCCGAGCUUUCUUCUGCCUGUCGAGGAGAGGAAGGAUGGAUUGAAGGCGUUUUUCGCAAAGCAAAAGCAGGCAAAGCCUGACUCUCACUCGGCGGAUCCGGACGCAGAGAAGGCGGAAUCGUCAAAACGCACAACUGGUAACGAUGUGACCUCCUCAGGCAAGACUGAAGAGUCGGACACGGUUUCGCAAGAUACGGUGGCGAUCAUGGCGACAGAGCAAGCGGAGGAAGAAGCGGCACUCGUCGAGGCGGCUGCUCGAGCGGAACAGGAAGAGGCUGACCGCAAGCUAGCCGAACAGAUGCAGCGCGACUUGGAGCACGACUCGAGCUCGCACGAAUCUGUCGUCGAUGCAGGCGAGUCCUCGCGUGCCAGCUCUCGGGCCACUUCCGUCGUUGUCGUAGACGACGAUGACUCGGUCGAGGCAGACGAGGUUGGCGAUGGCUUUGGUGUUCCCGAACACGGAUCCCGCGAAGACUCGUCGGAUCGAGCGAGCAAGCGCCCGCGCGUGGAGCCUUCAUCGCGCUUUUCGCCUGAUCCGUACAACCCACCCGUCUCGCCACCACGACCACGCGGAGGAUACAGCCGCAAGCUAUCGCCUGCAAGUGGAGGCGGCAUCCACGUCACACCCCCACGCAGGAAGAAGGGAUCACGUCCGCACGAGCCUUUCCCACAAGCUCCACCACACACCUGGUCUUCACCCAAGAAAGAGCAUGGGAGGGGAGAUAUUGGCGAUAUGCUCAAACAACAGGCUGCGAAACAGCCGCGCUCUCCAUCCAAAGCGAAUGAAGCUAGCAGUGGCGGGGCGAGGAGAAAGGAUGCGGCCAAAGGCGCCGAUAUCAGAGCAUUCUUCUCACCCACUAAGCCGACUUCUCCAUCCAAGUAG
Messenger RNA from Moesziomyces antarcticus, 1731 nucleotides. RefSeq lists its product as uncharacterized. Gene Ontology annotation, molecular function: single-stranded DNA binding. Gene Ontology annotation, biological process: DNA damage response. The coding region runs from base 1 to 1731 and encodes 576 amino acids. The record is from RefSeq and is a predicted model, not a curated record. NCBI's taxonomy places the organism in Eukaryota, Fungi, Basidiomycota, Ustilaginomycetes, Ustilaginales, Ustilaginaceae. The transcript has a single exon.